Sinocyclocheilus anshuiensis is the source of this 1192-nucleotide messenger RNA. RefSeq names its product lysophosphatidylcholine acyltransferase 2-like. The coding region runs from base 284 to 652 and encodes 122 amino acids. The record is from RefSeq and is a predicted model, not a curated record. The transcript is spliced from 2 exons. NCBI's taxonomy places the organism in Eukaryota, Metazoa, Chordata, Actinopteri, Cypriniformes, Cyprinidae.
GCUCAUAUUUCUCUUUGUUGUAAUAAGUAUAGAAUUUUUUAUAUAUUGAUCUAUUUACUUGUUUAAUAAAUAGUUUAAUAAAAAGUUAAUGUAAUAUAAGAAUCUCAAUUAGAUUAUUGGGUUAUUUAUUUUUUUUUUAAAUCACAUUAUAAAUUGCAAUUGCAAUUAGAUUUGUUUCCCCAAUCCAUUAGGCUGUUUUUCAAUGAAUGGCUGAUAACGUUUCUCAAGCCACCACCAUUGGCAGGUUUGGCAAAAAGUUAGUUUUAGACUUACGGAUAAUUAAAUGCAUCCCUCAAGAGAGUUUGCCCGUGUCUGUUCGCAGUGGUACGACGCAGACCAGGAUGGGUUGUUGAGCGCAGAUGAUCUGUCUGGCCUGAUGGGGGCGCUGGUGGGUGUCCCUCAGUACUUUAUCACAGAGAUGUACACGGCGCUGACCACCAGGGAGCGACCCACUGAAGAAACUGGACCCGGCUGGUCAGCCCACCAGCUCGGCACAUCCGGCCCGCUUUUCACCGGACGACCAGUUCUCCAGACACCGCGUGACCAUCAAGAAACGCUUCGGCCUGCUGCUGACGCAACAGCCGCGGCCCCUGCUCUGAACACACCGCCAGUGGACUUUACACAAUUCAUUCGUUUUAAUAGAACAAUGUGAUGUUCACUUUCUCAUUACUGAAAAUAUGGCAUCCGUAUUUGUUGUUGACUCGGUUUAUUCAGUUUAGUGUAUUCACGUCAUACACACGUGCAGUGCAAUAAACUGAGCGAUUCGUAUAUUUGUGUUCCAAAUUUAUUUGGAAAUAAAAUGUUUUUUUUUUCUUUUUUGUUAAAAAUAAAAUGCAAAUUAAAGAAAUAUAUAUAUGGAAAUUAAAAAUGAGCAUUGAAGCCCAUUAAUUUCAGCGCUUCUCAAGCAGAAAGUUGAGGAAAUUACAGCAGUUUUUGGAAUUUUAACGCGUUCGUUUACCUCUCGGAAAUAUGGCCAGUAGUUGUAUUUUAUGAAACACGUUAUAGUUAAUGUUUAGUUUUAGAUAAUCUGCAGUUAUGCUAUAUUUGACGUGAGAAACACGUUAAUAGCGAUCAUAACCAGAUGCUAUUUGUCAUAUUUUUAAGUUUGUAGUCUUUCUGCAAUCUUUCUCUCAUUGUAGGAAGUUGAACGAGUUUCAGUGAAGACUGCCCAUUAAAGCAAUACAAGAAAGCA